Chaetura pelagica (chimney swift) is the source of this 1846-nucleotide messenger RNA. RefSeq names its product serine racemase-like. The coding region runs from base 57 to 1649 and encodes 530 amino acids. The record is from RefSeq and is a predicted model, not a curated record. Lineage: Eukaryota; Metazoa; Chordata; Aves; Apodiformes; Apodidae. The transcript has 11 exons. Gene Ontology annotation, biological process: L-serine catabolic process; L-threonine catabolic process. Gene Ontology annotation, molecular function: threonine deaminase activity; L-serine ammonia-lyase activity.
GGCAAGUGUGUCCCCUGCCCGCAGUCUCCCAGCCUUUCUUUGCAACAGGAGUUACAAUGAAUUUUGCUGCACAGUUACUCUACUUCAGGGUGUUAAAAAACAGAAGUCCCAGGAACCGCUCCAGGGAAGAUGAAGACUACGAUCCUUUCUGGCAAAGAGAUGACAACAAAAUAAAGAAACAAGAUGCCCCAGCACUUUGUGAUCUUCACUGUUGUGAGGGUGGGCCCAUAAGAAAUGGCCUCAUCGUGCAGAAGCCACCCUCUAUCAAUCCCGAGAGACUGAAAGAUUUUGGUGAGGAGGAUUACCUGAACGGGGAGGUGAAGACCUGGGAAAUGAAGGUAGUGAGUCGUAACGAGGAGUUACCUAGAGAUGCCCUUUCCCACGUCCCUCAGUCAAGCAGUAGGACCAGCCUGUCAAGCUGUAACAAGCUGAUUCAAUUUGAAGAUAUUAGUGCAGCAGCUUUUAAAAUCCAAUGUGGUGUUCAGAAAACCCCGUGCAUGUAUUCUAGGUUAUCCAAGCAGUAUGGAAUGGAUAUCUACCUAAAGAAAGAGUUCCUCCAGUACACGGGGUCUGUGAAGGAACGAGGAGUACUUUACCUUCUGACAUCAUUGCCUCAGGAUCAGCAAAGAAAAGGGGUGAUUGUUGCUUCGGACAGUAACUUCUCCAUGGCUGUUGCUUACCACGCCUCAGGGCUCCGUGUCCCAGUGUUUGUCAUCAUGUCAACCAGCACGUCCCCAGCCAGAGUGAAGAUGUGCCGUGAGUACGGUGCCAUGGUCAUAUCCUAUGGCACCACUGCCAAGGAUUCCCAGAUGCACGCAAGGAGGUUGGCGCAGGAGAAUGGUUACCUCUACCUUGAAGAGGAGGACAGUGCUGUCUACCUGUCAGGCCUGGGGACCGUGGGGCUGGAGGUGUACGAGCAGGUGCCAAAGCUGGACGCGGUGAUUUUCCCUGCAGGAGGCCACUGUGGCUUGCUGGCAGGGUCAGCUGCUGCACUCAAACACCUCGACCCACAUAUUUCUGUAAUUGGGGUUGAAUCUGAAAGUUUCCCUGUAUUGCAACAAUCCUUAAAGGCUGGCCACCCAACAGAAGAUCAGGCUUGCAGCAAUCAUCACUUUUAUGGAGAUGUGAGUGGACUUUGUUUUGGCAGCAAUUCUUUGCAGCUGACUGGGAAACUGGUGGAUAAAGUUGUUGCUGUGAGGGAGGAGGACAUCCUCAUUUCAAUGCUGAGGUUGCUGGAGUAUGAGCGAGCCACGGUUGAUGCAGAAGGGGCUAUUGGACUUGCAGCACUUGUUGCAGGGAAGCUGCCUGAGUUGAAGGGUAAAAGAGUGGCAAUUGUUAUAUGCAGUGGAAACUUGGAGCUACAUUUGCUGCAGCAGUGCAUAGCUCGGGCACUGACACUCGAUAACAGAGUGUGCAGGUUUUCCCUUGUGCUUGCUGACUGCCCAGGACACAUUUCUAAGCUACUGGAGAUUUUGGCUCGGGAAGAAGCCAGAGUUUUGGACAUUCAACAAGAACGCACGUUUGUGACAUCUGAGCUCUUCACUGUCGAGGUCACCUGCACUGUGGAGACCAGAGACAAGAUCCACACAGCCCAGCUGAGGAACGCGCUGCUGGAACGCUACCCCACAGCCGCCUGGACAGAGCGGUGAUGGGCAGAGCACAAGGGAAGGGGCCAAGGUCCUCUGACACGAAUUUUACAGAGCCCUAAUCUUGAGGCAUUCAGAACAAUAUUCUCUUCCAAAGCUGAACAGUUAGCAAAUAGUUUCAGGAUAUUUAUUUCCUGUUCAAGCAGUAGCUAAUGUCCUUGGGAAUAAAGUUAAAUGCAAACCUGUAGCUUAGCUAAGGG